AUGGGCUACCCCACCGUGAUGCCCCGGCCCAUAAGCGCAACCUUGCGUGACACCGCCAGAGCGCCGGGCCUACCAACCCCGCGCGUUUCACAGCACCCUGCAGCGCUCUCCAAGGUCGGCCGACCCGUCCCCCCCCCCGGCGGACGAUGCAUGCACCCGUCCGCCCGCCCCGCCCGUUCAAGGCGCCUCCCCCUGGUGCCCCGGCCCCAGCCCUGCAGCAGGCGACAGUCCCCCCCGGAGUUCCGACAACAACCCCCAAGGGCAAUUGCGAUCCCCCCCACGCCACGGACUACCGUGUAUAGAACCCGACCCAGCCAUGCCCCCCCUGGUGCUAAGCUGGGUCAUUAUCCCCACGUGAGACGCCAUUCUCGAAAAGAUCGUCACCCCCCCCCCCCCCCCCCACGACUAAGGCGCCCGCCCGCGCCUCCCCUGCCUGGUAGCACGCGAUCCCCGCGCGUCCCCCCCGACGCCAGACGGACCGCCCGCGCCAUUGCUUCCCCCGACAGCGCGUGUGAGGCUCCGCGGGAGGCCCGCGCCGGGCGUAGCCUUCAUACUCCGCAGGGGGGCCGUGGAAUUGCCAGUUGCGCCCCACCCUAUCUCCUCCCAACCCGGCCCACUCGGGAUCCCCGAUCUACACGCCGUCCAAUCCCUGUGCCACCGCCCCUCCCCUGUCCGUCCCUCUUGAUCAAGGCGGACGACGGGGCGUCCAAAGCACGCCCACCCACCGACCGUCGAAUCCAGACCACCCGAUCCCGACGGAGAAGCGAUCGCCCACACCCCGUUAGUAAACGACGUUCCCAGCAGAGCUGCGGUGAGGGCACGGUCAAACCUAGUCCAAACUGCGAUCCAACAUUCAACGAGACCUCGAUCUCUAUCCUUAACGUGACGAUGUCCAUCAGAUCAAUAGUUAUUGCAGAGCAUCACAAAUUACAAUAUAAUAUAACACUGAAGUCAUCCUGCGGCAUAACUAUGCAGUCCAUGUGA
Molecule: messenger RNA, 984 nt
Organism: Penaeus chinensis
Lineage: Eukaryota; Metazoa; Arthropoda; Malacostraca; Decapoda; Penaeidae
Product: serine/arginine repetitive matrix protein 1-like
Exons: 3
Coding region: 1-984 (327 amino acids)
Source: RefSeq, a predicted model, not a curated record